AUGGCUGGGCAGGCUGCUACUCCCCGCAUUGUAUCAGCAGAACUCCUCUUCUAUUCUCCUCCCAAGGAUGGGUCUACACCUUACACCUUGAUCAACGCCGACGAAGCUGGAAGGCGCGGAAACUGGAUUCCGGAUAGUCACAGCGUCAAGAUACACGACCUCCGGGGUCAGGAGAACUCAGUUACUCUCGACAGCGCGGGUUUUCAGUUCUUCAAGGGCGCCCCGACCCACACCUCCUUUAGCAGUGAGACGGAGAUAAAAGAGCAUUAUUACCCUGAGAGUAUCUCUCUGGUGAAGCAUCUUACGAGUGCAAAACGUGUUGUGCCGUUCGAUCACACUAUCCGUCGCCGCCGGCCUGGGGAACGCGACGACUCGCCAUCGAAGCGCCAGCCGGUGCCGCAGGUCCACGUCGAUCAGACACCACAAUCAGCUACCGCGCGCGUCCACCGCCACCUCCCUCCGGCGGAUGCACCUGCCCUCCUCCAGGGGCGAUUUCAGAUCAUCAAUCUCUGGCGCCCAUUCGGACAUCCGGCAUUCGACUGGCCGCUCGCUUUGUGCGACUGGCGGACUGUGGACAGACAGGGUGACGUCGUUCCCAUCACACUGUGCUACCCGGACAACCAGAACGGGGAGACGUUUGGGGUGAAAUACUCACCGGCACAGAGAUGGGGCUACCUGCGUGGCAUGAAGCCGGACGAAUUUGUGCUCAUCAAGUGCUUUGAUUCACAGGACGAUGGAGAGACCGCAAUAUUCACUCCUCACACGGCAUUCAAUGAUCCCACCACCCCCAAAGACGCUCUGUACAGGGAGUCCAUUGAGCUGAGGUUACUUGUAUUCUACUAA
This is a messenger RNA of Fibroporia radiculosa, 843 nucleotides long. RefSeq lists its product as uncharacterized. Bases 1 to 843 code for a protein of 280 amino acids. The transcript has 3 exons. Gene Ontology annotation, molecular function: oxidoreductase activity. Lineage: Eukaryota; Fungi; Basidiomycota; Agaricomycetes; Polyporales; Fibroporiaceae. The record is from RefSeq and is a predicted model, not a curated record.